Messenger RNA from Pterocles gutturalis (yellow-throated sandgrouse), 819 nucleotides. RefSeq names its product vesicle-fusing ATPase-like. The annotation marks the transcript as partial. The transcript is spliced from 4 exons. Gene Ontology annotation, molecular function: ATP hydrolysis activity. Gene Ontology annotation, biological process: SNARE complex disassembly; intra-Golgi vesicle-mediated transport; Golgi to plasma membrane protein transport. NCBI's taxonomy places the organism in Eukaryota, Metazoa, Chordata, Aves, Pterocliformes, Pteroclidae. Gene Ontology annotation, cellular component: Golgi stack. The record is from RefSeq and is a predicted model, not a curated record.
GGUCGGAAGCUUCUCAUCAUUGGAACCACCAGUCGCAAAGACGUCCUGCAGGAGAUGGAGAUGCUGAACGCCUUCAGCACCACCAUUCACGUCCCCAACAUUGCCACGGGGGAGCAGCUCAUGGAGGCUUUGGAGCUCCUGGGUAACUUCAAAGACAAGGAACGCAGCACGAUUGCACAGAACGUCAAAGGGAAGCCUGUCUGGAUUGGUAUCAAGAAGCUGCUGAUGCUGAUAGAAAUGUCGUUACAGAUGGAUCCUGAAUAUCGGGUGAAAAAAUUCUUGGCUCUUCUGAGAGAAGAAGGAACAGUUCCUUCCCUAGACUGAAGGUGGACCAAGUGCAAGAUCAACAGCUGGAAAAGUGACCAACCUGGAGAAUAGACACUGGGAUCUUGACUCUUCUGUAUUCAACACACUGGACAAAGUGAAAUGCUCCCCUCUUUUCAAGACCCCAAUGUGGAAUCUGCAUGUUUAGUGCAAUACAGUAUCUUUAUUCUUCGUCUUGAAUAUACUGAUGUCAUGUGGAAGUGUCUUCUGGAACACCGUGCUUCUGUCUCUGUGCAGGCGGGGCUGCGUUCUCAUUUGAUUUUAGCAUGGGGGAAAUGUCCUGUAAGUUUUGAAGCUAAUGCUCACUUGUGUCCAGCAUCCAGUUGCUACGACAGGAAAGAAAUCCCGAUGUGUAAUAAACCUGUCAGUCCGUGGUGAAGGCGUAUUAAAGUACCACCGUGUGUGAUCCUGAUCCGAUGAAUGCUUCCCUGUUGUGUCAUCCUUUGCCUCAUUGAGCACUGAGCCAGGCUGAUUACAGACAGUGCCCACAAUAAU